This is a messenger RNA of Saccostrea echinata, 1435 nucleotides long. Its product is annotated as putative ankyrin repeat protein RF_0381. The transcript has 5 exons. The coding region runs from base 83 to 1435 and encodes 450 amino acids. The record is from RefSeq and is a predicted model, not a curated record. NCBI's taxonomy places the organism in Eukaryota, Metazoa, Mollusca, Bivalvia, Ostreida, Ostreidae. Gene Ontology annotation, molecular function: protein binding.
UUUAGGACAAAUAUUUGCAUUUCUUGAGAGUGGAAUUCCAGUGUCGGAUUUUGAAAACCAGUUAAAGGAUUCACUUAUAACCAUGGCUAUCUCGGAAGAUUUUUGUGAAACCAGAGUUUAUGAAAACACAAUCAAGCUAAUAUCAUUCGGAGCUAACCCUAAUGGUACCGCAACAUUCAAAGACUCUGCACUUAUCCUUUCGAUCAAGAAACAUUUUUGGGAAAUAGUCGAUAUAAUAAUUGCUCAAGGGGCGGAUCUAAACCACAGAGGAGAAGAUGGAAAUACAGCUCUACAUGUCUGUUGCCAAAAUGCUUCGUCCUUGGAUACCUACAAAGUCAUGAUUGCACAACUGUGUACAGCGGGGGCAGAUGUGAACGUGAUGAAUAAUGAAAGAUUGACACCUCUGCUUAUUCUUAUGAUGGGAACCUCUAAUUCUGAAUUUCUUAUGAGCAGCAGUCUAGAUGCAGACAAAAGCCUUAUCAGGUGUCUUUUGAAUCACGGUGCUAAUGUGAAUGUUGUCUUUCCAACCACUUCAGAGUCUACAUUGCAUUUUGCCAGCAUGCAAGGGGACUUUGAAACAGCUAAAAUGUUAAUUGAAGCUGGGUAUGACGUCAACAAAUGCGAGACGAAUGGAGAAGUGCCGAUUUUUGCCUUUUUUCCUUUAGAUUCAACGAAAGAGAUAAAUGUUGUGAAUAUGUUCUUGGAAAAUGGUGCUUCUGCGAAUGCGUUGGAUAAAGAAGGAACUUCCCUACUUGAACGUGUUUUUCAACAAUUGAAGUUUACUUAUUCUUCCUUUUGGGAUGAAAUGGAACGCAGAGAGGAUCUUAUACAAGAAUUAACAUCACUUUUACUACAACUUCUUCUGAAUGAAGCUGACCCAAAUCGAGUUAAAGCAGGUCAGGACUCUCUCUUAUUACAAGCAAUACAGACGCCGGAUAUGGAUGAUGUCGUGAGUGCUUUAGUUGAGGCCGGGGCAGAUGUGUGCCACAUUGGUAGAAACAAGAUGACAACAUUCGAAGCUUGCUGUCUGAAUAAUGAAACGGAUUACCUUGAUGAGAAUCAGCUGGUUAUACUUUCGCUUAUAAUUGAAGCAAAUUUUCCUCUAAAUGAGCCAUUAAGCGAUGGGAGAUAUCCACUUGAAUUUAUUAUGGAUUAUGCAAAUACAGACGCCAUUAUACAAGAUAUGCUGUGUAAGGGAGCAGAUCCCAACCAAUACAAAGAAGGGAGUGAACCACCUUUGGUACUCUCACUGAAUCGGAGUCCUUUCCUAAGCUAUGCUUUAAUAAAAGCUGGGGCAGAUACAUCUAUCAAAAGCAUUGAGAACAUAAAUGUCCUUGCAUUGUUUUGUGGUGUGAGAGAGAGAGAUUUUAGGUUAUGUUAUAAAAAGCUUCUGGUAACCAUAGUUGUGUCUGCAAAGUUAAGAUCAAGACAUUGA